AUGUCGGAAGCUCUCACCAAGGAAGAGAGAAUAAGGCAGCGUCAGGCUCAGUUGGCCAAAUGGAAAGAAAGAAAAUCGAAGUCUCCAAGCAUAAGCUCCGAGAGUACCAGCAUUGAAGUAAACAGUACACUGUCAAAUACGUCUCCCAAUCCCGAAGAGCAAAGACGUCUCGAAAGACUCAAAAAGCUCGAAGAAUGGAAGAAAAAGAAGCUUCAAUCGCAAAAUAAUGCCACAGAUGAACAAGCACUGCGACAGAAGAAAUUAGCCGAAUGGAAAAGGAAGAGAGGAGGCGAAAAUGAUGCUGAUGGUUCAUCAUCAAAAUCAAAGUCGACUUCUUUCAAACUCCGGGCCAAGCCAAUUCAAAAAGCAGAUUCUUCGAAAAGGAAGCAAGUUUUCGAAGACGAAGACGAUGACGAGGAGAGAAUUCGAGCUUUUAAGGUUCCCACGCUUCCAAACACAAAACAAAACUCUAAACUGUCCAAUGAGGAUGGAGAAGAUGCUCUUGAUGUGUUCUUAGAAGAGCUUGUGGAUGAUGAACGCGACGAAAAUAGCCUCUCUCUAGGUGUUCUUCUGGAAGGAAGCCUGGACGAAGAAGAAAAUGACGAUGACCCCUUACGUGCUCUUCAGCUCAAAGCUAUGCAGACAGGAAAGGAGUUGGCGGCAGUGGAUCAUAGUCAGAUCGAAUAUCUUGAGUUCAAGAAGAACUUCUAUGUUGAGUCUCACGAGGUGAGUCUGCUCACCAAAGAAGAGGUUCACGACCUCAGACUGAAUCUUGGUGGUAUCAAGGUGACCGGAAAAAAUUGCCCAAAUCCAGUGUGGAAUUGGUCGCAGCUAGGCUUCUCACCCGUCGUACAAUCGUUGAUUGAGAACAAGCUACAGUUCAAGGCACCGACGAGCGUACAAAGUCAAGCAUUGCCAAUCAUUCUUUCUGGACGUGAUAUGCUUGCAAUUGCUAAGACAGGCUCAGGAAAGACCCUCGCAUUCGUUUUACCUUUACUUCGACACGUACAAGACCAGCCUCCUUUGCAGGAAGGUGAUGGCCCAAUUGCAGUCCUUAUGUCACCUACUAGAGAGUUAGCCCAGCAGAUAUUCAAGCAGCUUACGACAUUCACCAAGAAACUUGGAUUGUCUGCUUGCUGCUGCUACGGUGGUUCUUCCAUCGAACCACAGAUUGCAGAGCUCAAAAGGGGUGCUCAAAUCGUUGUAUGUACCCCGGGUCGUCUCAUUGAUUUAUUAACCACGAAUAACGGGAGAGUCUGCAAUUUACAGAGAGUUACAUAUGUGGUUCUUGAUGAGGCCGACCGUAUGUUUGAUUUCGGUUUUGAACCUCAAAUUAAAAAGAUCUUCGCUCAGAUCAGACCUGAUAAACAAUGUGUUUUGUUUUCUGCUACAUUUGCCAAAAAGAUGGAAUCUUUGGCAAAAGACACUUUACGUGACCCUGUUGAAGUUGUGGUUGGAGGCAUCAGUGUGGUGGCCCAGGAGAUCAAACAACAUGUCGAGCUUUUCGAUCUCUCUGACGAUACUACCCUGACAGAAAUUUUCGAUCGAAAGUUUCAAAGACUACAAGAACUUUUGAAAUUAUAUCCCGAUGUGAAAAAACUAGUCUUUGUGGAAAAGCAGGAAUCUGCGGAUGAUUUGCUCGUGAAGUUAUUGGGUCAAGGUCUACAAUCCAUAACGAUUCAUGGAGGAAAGGAACAAAUCGACAGGAAACACGCUAUUAAAAGAUUUUCGGAUCAAGAUAGCGGUGUCGACACCUUGAUCGCAACAUCAGUAGCUGCCAGAGGUUUGGAUGUGAAGGGUCUUGAUUUGGACUAUGUUCAUCGUGUUGGAAGAACUGGAAGGGCUGGUAAGGAGGGUGAUGCAUAUACAUUCGUCACCCCAGCCCAAGAACGCCCCAUCACCGAUUUGGUUAAGGCAUUAAGACUAAGCAAAUAUCCAGAGGAUAGAAUUGAUCCCAAACUAGUCAAAAUCGCUGACGGCUUUCUUUCGAAGGUCAAGGAUGGGAAGGAGAAGUUUCAUUUUGGUUUUGGUGGUAAGGGAUUAAGCAAGCUUGACGAGGUCCGGGACACGAAUAAGAAGAUAGAGAGGAGCAUGUAUUCGACAGAAACGCAUGAACCAGACAAAUCACGAGAAAGCUCGGCAGCUACAAGCAAGCCUGUUUCUAGUGACGCAAAGGUCGUCAAUGGGGUUGAUCUACCCGAGUUUGAUGUUAUCGAAGGAAGGGCAUGUGAAUCCACCGGACCCGACCGAUGCAAGUUUCACUCAAGAGUCACAAUCAAUGAUCUUCCACAGUCUGCGAGAUGGAAUGUGGUCAAUGCUGAUAAUUUGUCUGGUAUUUCAGAAAACACAUCUGUUUCAAUUACUAACAAGGGGCAAUACUAUCCACCUGGCAGCAAGGUGCCUUCUACAGUGAAGCAAGGAGGUAAGGAAGUGCCAGCACCUCCAAAGUUGUACUUACUCGUGGAGGGUUUGACAGAAAACAGCGUAAGGGAUGCCAAUUUGUUACUUCGCCAAAAAAUCAUUGAGGGACUCGAAAACGUUAAAGAUGAUAGUGCUGCAUCCUCGGGUCGCUACAAGGUAUAG
This is a messenger RNA of Candidozyma duobushaemuli, 2583 nucleotides long. It is a transcript of the gene PRP5, whose product is annotated as DEAD-box RNA helicase. Gene Ontology annotation, cellular component: nucleus. Lineage: Eukaryota; Fungi; Ascomycota; Pichiomycetes; Serinales; Metschnikowiaceae. The record is from RefSeq and is a predicted model, not a curated record. Gene Ontology annotation, biological process: mRNA splicing, via spliceosome. Gene Ontology annotation, molecular function: ATP binding; RNA helicase activity; nucleic acid binding. The transcript has 2 exons. Bases 1 to 2583 code for a protein of 860 amino acids.